Molecule: messenger RNA, 1512 nt
Organism: Paralichthys olivaceus (Japanese flounder)
Lineage: Eukaryota; Metazoa; Chordata; Actinopteri; Pleuronectiformes; Paralichthyidae
Source: RefSeq, a predicted model, not a curated record
UAGAGUCUAAUCUUAUUGGGUGUUUUAUUCCCAGUGGAGGAUCGAUGAGAAACCAGUGAAGAUCGAUAAAUGGGACGGAGCAGCUGUGAAGAAUUCUCUGGACGAUGCCGCCAAGAAGGUGUUGUUGGAGAAGUACGGUUACGUGGAGAACUUCCAGCUGGUGGAUGGGCGUCUCAUGAUCUGCACCGUUUCCUGUUUGUUUGCCAUGUUGGCGCUGGUGUGGGAUUAUUUACACCCGUUCCCUGAGUCCAGACCCGUGUUAGCCUGCUGCGUCAUCUCAUACUUCAUCAUGAUGGCCGUCCUUACUCUCUACACGUCAUAUAAAGAGAAGAACAUUUUCCUCGUGGCUCUGAACAUAGAUCCAACUGGAAUGGAUCCAGAUCACAUGUGGCAUCUCUCCUCCUCCCUCAAACGGUUUGAUGACCAGUACACGCUCAGAGUUUCCUUCACUGACGGGAAGUCAAAGAACUCGAGGGAAAUGGAGUUCACCAGGUCUGUGUCGGCGUUCUUCGACGACAACGGAACGCUGGUGAUGGACCAGUUUGAAAAGUCUGUUUCCAAACUGCACGACAUGCUCCUCACUGACAAGAAAACUAAAUAAAUCAGCACAACGUCGUCGGAGGGAGGUGUCAGAGGCUCCUCAGUUUAUAUGUUGUCAUCUCUUUAAAAUCUGUCUGUGAUGCCACACGUGGUUGUUUGUAACCUUAGUAACCGUGUGUGUCAUCGGGUAAAACAUUUUGUGAGUCGUCAGAACUCGUGUCUCAUUGUUUCUUGUCUAAAGCUGCGAGUCGUUCAGCUUCUUGUUACGAUUUGUUGGCUCUGACCAGAACCUCUGAACUCAUCAUUUCAUUAUUCUAUCGACCCGCGGUGGUUAAAUACGAUCCUGUGUUUUUAAUUUCACCCAGAAAAUGGAGAGAAGAAAAAACAGGAUUGUGAAACAUCUGGACUCUGGACACGUUUACUUUGAAAGUUAGACGCAGCUUCCUGUGGCCGUGCAGGUUGAUUUUUUUUAUUUUUUUUAUUUUUUCCAGAUGCGUAGUAAAAACAAAUAAAGUUCCUGAAUCGUUGCGUCGCAGCUUUUAUUAUUCCCGGUUUUUCUCAUCAUCACUGAAGUAAACCUCUGCUUUCCCAUGUUAUAUUUAUUACAUUUUUUGAAUGAGUGAACUCAAAGCUGCCGACGUGACGUCCUGUCAGGUGAUCACCUGACGUCACCAUCAGCAGCUCAUUGGAUAGAAUCUGUAACAUGCUGUCGUCAGUAUUAAAAUAACAUGAACAUGUGUUUUCUUUGUUAAUCACAACUCGACACGUCACUGGUGAAGGAAAACAACGAGCCUCCAUCAGCUGUUGUCACUGACGUCAGCUGAUGGGAGUGUUUGAUUUGUUCCAAGUGAUGAUGUAAACGACAGAUUCUGAAUAAUGAGUCUGUAGUUUCCUCCUCCUCCUUCUCCUCCUCCCUGACGGACGUGUUGAUGCCUUACAACAGGAAGUAACUGAAUGUUGACCAAACUUUUA